This is a messenger RNA of Ostrea edulis (European flat oyster), 1195 nucleotides long. RefSeq names its product C-type lectin domain family 4 member E-like. Lineage: Eukaryota; Metazoa; Mollusca; Bivalvia; Ostreida; Ostreidae. Bases 261 to 1016 code for a protein of 251 amino acids. The transcript is spliced from 3 exons. The record is from RefSeq and is a predicted model, not a curated record.
UCACAUAUUGAUCCUUUUUUAUUGAUUAUUAUUUGUGUUUUUGUCUUUGUAGAUAUGAGUUUCGACAAGAGAAAUUAAAAUUGUAUAUUUUGAUUCAUUAAACUGCACUUGCGAGAGCGCUUCUGUAACUAUAUACGUGUUGUUAUUUAUUUUAUAAAUCAUUUAUGUUCGUUUGAGUGGAAACGAAUAAGAACAUAAUUAUGGUUUAUCGUACGCAUGUUCUCGAGUGCUUUCGAGGUUGACCAAGGGAAAUUUCGGAAAUGAACAACACGACUAGAGAUAUCGCAGAUGAAGCAUUUCUUUCUGAAAUCAAACUUAAUAUACGAGUUAUCAAUAUUUGUACCAUUGUCACUUUUAUAGAGGCUGAACUGAAGAUCGGUUCCUUCCAACUGAUAGGUGGCGCUGUUUUUACCUCUCCGUCAGUGGCGACAUCUGGCGUGAUCACGUCAAUAGCUGAUGUUAGUGUGGUGACUUGCUGCCUGAAAUGUACAGGGAUCAGUCAUUGUACUGGGGUAUUUUAUGACGGUACCUCAGCAGUGUGCCAGCCUUAUCACUUUGAUAAUUAUACAUCGCUAAAUAUAGAAGGCAAAGAAAAUUUCGUUCAUAUCGUACCAGAAUGUGAAAAGCGUGGCCAUGUCUUCAACCACCAACACAGACUAUGUUUUGAUUUAUUUACAACCACGUUACAAUGGAAUCAAUCUCGGGAGGCCUGUCAGGAUAUUGGUGGACAGCUAGUUACUUUAGACUCAGUCUCUAAAAUAAACUUCAUGUCGGAUUACAUCAGUUAUAUAUACCCUGACUUUAAGUACUGGCAUACUGGUGCAUCAGACGCUGAAAUGGAAGGAGAGUGGAGGUGGCCCAAUGGUUCCCCCGCACUGGACAUUAGAACGACCACAAAUGAGACGGAACAGGAAGUGAAGGACUGUAGCUCCCUCAACCGGAAGACGUUAAAGAUACAGGAAGUGUGGUGCAAUGUAACAAGAAGACGCAUUUGUGAAUGGCCAAACUUAAUAUGAUUAUCUUAAUUAACUCUACCCAAUUGUAUGCAGACGGACAAUGGAUAUAUCUUUAAUUUACCACUCUUAUAAAUGCAAGUCUCACUCAAGAAGCGAGUUGCAACUGCAAAGUUUAUAUUGUGUACACGUGUAGAUGUGUGUGACGUCUUGUACUUCUAAUAAAAGCACAUUAACCCAUA